GGAAAAGGAACUUACUUGGGAUCAGGGUGCUGUUGAAAGAGAAAGCAGAAUGGAAAUGGCUAGCAACCAUUCAUUAACAGACGAUGAGUACUUACCACAAGUGAGUGACAGUUCGGCAGCAGUUUUUAAAGUUUCAUCAACAUACAUUCAGAUGUCAACAACAGAAGAUGCAAGAAACCUGAAUGUGCUGAAUGUGGAUUUCCCAAGCACCAACACAACUGAACAAACAGUAACUCCAGCCAGAAUGUGCUCAGAAGAAGAUGAAAAGCAACAUCAUGGCACAAUGCAAACAUUUUAUAAGUUGCUGGAGAUCUACUAUAAAAUCUUUGGUGGCAGAAUGGAUUCUGAUGAAAACGUAUCACAGUUUAAUAAUUGGCAGCAAAAUAUCAUACCUAAAAUGAAAGACAUAUUAAAAUAUUAUUGCACAAACAUAAACACAUGUAAAACAGAUUCUACUGAAGAUGGGAUGAGUGGUGUGCAGCAGAAAAGCACUGGUCAGUGCAAUGACAUGCUAGAAAAUGUUGAAAAAAUAUUUGAAGAUGAAUUUAACUCUGAAGAAAAGGAGCAAGAUGUUAGUUCUCAGGACCAGAUUACACUGUCUGACUUUAACGAGAUGCUAGGGAAAUGCUGUGACCAAAUGUAUGAAGAGACUUGUGAAAAUGAAUUAGAGAUUAGUAAGAAAGGGGCCUCAGAACGUCAGAAAGAGAAUGCUGCACUAAACGAUAUUGAAUCCACGACACAAAACACUGGUUCCAUUCGAAAUCGAGGUUUACAAGGGGAAAAAAAGAAUGAUGUAAAAAAAGCUGCAUCCCUCCGGAAGAAGCAGAAAGAUUCCAGAGUGAACAACAGACCAAGUCGUAAACAACUGGAGGCUUCUGUAAAAACAGACAAUAAAAAGGAAAUGGCCGCUUCCAUCAAGCAGAUUUAUGGUUCGAGGAGAAGGAGAAAAGCAGGAAGAAAUAAAGAUGAGCCUGAAGAGGACAUGUGUAAUACUUACAAACCAGAAUCCAACAAUUCGCCUUCAGUGAAAUCAGGUUCAGUAAAGCCCAAGGUUCGCACAAGACCAAAGGCCGAGUCAGAUAGAACAACGACAACUGGAGCUUAUCCAAAACACAUCCGAAGAGAUGCGAACCUGGAAGAGAGGUGGAGAAUGUUAUCACCAUAUCUGGACAAAAGUGAACUAAAAAGUGCCUUGGCUGGGCGAUCAUGUAUUCAUUACGAAUAUAAAAGUAGACUUACCGCCAAUAAGAUUGUCGAGCCCCAUAUUUCCUACAAAAUGGACCACAUGAUACCUGACCUUCUGACUGAACAACUGAAUAACUGGAACAAGAGAGACAAAACCCAUACUAAAAAGCGAGCCAGCCAUUCAUCCAGAAGCAUAAGAAAUGAUUCCAGCCCAAGAUAAACAUGGAGACUGCUUGAAGUAAUACCAAUGGAAAUAGAGGAUUGCAUUUUCUCUUGUAAGCAGCACCCUAAAAGUCCCCGUGUAACGAAACAGCAUGUCGAUUGCAGUAGCCUCUGGUCAAAGCAUGGGAGGCUGGUUGCUUGAAGAUGUCAGAAUCAGUGGUGGUCACACUUUGUCUUUUGUUGUUAAAUUGAGUAAUUAUUUCAAUAAACUUCUUUUAAUUGUGCAAAUAACAAUGCUAUAUAAUAUAUUUCUGUGAAGUGUAUUGCAAUCAAAUAUCCUGUUAUGGCUUAGGUUUAACUAGGCUCACAUUACCAUUGCCCCUCAAGGCAUUUAUUUAGACACAUGGUGGAAGGAAAUUAUUUGAUGAGAA
Messenger RNA from Leucoraja erinaceus (little skate), 1778 nucleotides. RefSeq lists its product as uncharacterized. The transcript has 8 exons. Lineage: Eukaryota; Metazoa; Chordata; Chondrichthyes; Rajiformes; Rajidae. Bases 50 to 1405 code for a protein of 451 amino acids. The record is from RefSeq and is a predicted model, not a curated record.